Molecule: messenger RNA, 1029 nt
Organism: Dermacentor silvarum
Lineage: Eukaryota; Metazoa; Arthropoda; Arachnida; Ixodida; Ixodidae
Product: unconventional prefoldin RPB5 interactor
Exons: 1
Coding region: 1-1029 (342 amino acids)
Biological process (GO): negative regulation of phosphatase activity; negative regulation of transcription by RNA polymerase II
Molecular function (GO): phosphatase inhibitor activity; chromatin binding; transcription corepressor activity
Source: RefSeq, a predicted model, not a curated record
AUGGAGUCCGAACAGAUGGAAAAGCUUCGCCAGUCGCAGCUGAAGGGCCUGCGAUCCUGCGACGCGAAGCUCGAGCGCUGGGCGCAAUUCGAGCGCGACUACGAGGCCCUCGGCGAGCGGCUGCGCACACUGCCCGACCGUGUGAGCCACGAGGUGAUGGUGCCUCUCAACUCCCUCGCCUUCAUUCCCGGACGGAUCAUCCACACGAACGAGGUACUCGUGCUCCUGGGGGACAACUGGUUCGCCGAGCGGUCUGCGAGCCAGGCGCUGGGCAUCGCCCAGCGGCGCGCCGAGCAAUGCAGGAAGAUGCAGGAGGGAUUGAAAGCCGAGCGGGAGCAGCGCACCAACUGGAUGAAGUACACGGACGAGUUGCACCGCGAAAGCGGCUACGUGGAUAUUCGGGAGCCGUACGACCCGGACGAGGAGAACACCUGGCGGGAGAGACACCGCAAGAGCGUGCGUGACCAUCACACGUCCAAGAAGGCUGCCGAAGGGCAGGAGCAUCAGCCUGACACGGAUGUCUGGAAACUGCUCGAUCGCCUCGAGUUGCAAGAAGAGCAGGAGGAAGCCUGCGCAGACAUCGCGCCCGAGACUUCGCACGAGGAAGUCUCCCGCAAAGUUCGAUGGCAAGAUGAGAGCAGUGGCCACAUCAGCUUCUCCUACUCGACGAGUGACACCUGCUCAGCGACCACGGCCACUUGUAGUUCGGAUGCAUUGCUAAGUCCUGGCGACAUCUUGCGUAUGUUUGGCGGAUCCGAAGCCAGCGUGGCAAAGUCUAUACUGAAAAAUUCGUCAGAUGUGAAGCCGCCGACGUUGCCCAAGGCGUCAGUAUCAUCUCCUGUUGUACCAGCGCCAAGAGAAAGGCCCAAGUUGAAGUUUGAUGACGCAUUCACGGGAAAUGUUGUGGAGCACCACACUAUUGCACCUUCGUCGACAACAAUCGACUUUGAUGUUACUGACGUAGAAUUACCAGCGCCACUCAGCAAGCCAAGUUCGUUGUUUAGGUCAAGGAGGGUAACAAAGCCAUAG